Molecule: messenger RNA, 2603 nt
Organism: Episyrphus balteatus (marmalade hoverfly)
Lineage: Eukaryota; Metazoa; Arthropoda; Insecta; Diptera; Syrphidae
Exons: 3
Coding region: 75-1562 (495 amino acids)
Source: RefSeq, a predicted model, not a curated record
ACCACACACACACAAAAAAUCACAAGUCCAAGUACCUGUCAACACAAAAACAAGGGUUGAAAAAAAUAUAAAUCAUGGCGACGACAUUGGGAAAAGUUGACUUGGAAAAGCUUAAACUAGAUGUUCAAGUUAAAUUUGAUAAAAUUCGCGAAGCCCUUAAUGUCCGUGAAAAGCUUUUGUUGCGACAAAUCGAUGUCAUCCUCACCAGUCGACAGCACAAAAAUGCAUCUGCCUCGUCUGUGUCUGUCUUAUCUUCAACAACAAAUAAUAAUCCACGAAGAAGCACAAAUGCUGGACAAACUCCACCAGCAACCACAUCUUCCGAAUGCGAUGAAAUACAAUUAAUUGCUGACAACGAAGAGAAUAUCUUGAAUUCCAUUCGAUCUUAUGGAAAAUUCAAUUUGGACAAUAUCAAUUUGGCUUUGCAAGAUUUGUACAUAAACGAGGACUACAUUGCACCUGGAAUUGACCAUGACACAAUGUACAAGUGUCUGAGUAAUAAUUCCAGCGAUGCUAGCAAUGGCAACGAUGAGGAAUCAAUUGUUGUUGACUUCUCGACGAAUAAGAAACUUAUUCGUGAUAAUGUCAGCAGCAUGAAUGAAUCCAUCAUCAAUAUAACAUUGAAUGAAGCCAAAGAAUUGAUUCGGAAGUCGAACAAGCUGUCUGGGACAGCAACGACUACCGCCACUGAAACAGAUGCACCAAUAAUGCCUUUGAAUUUGGAAGGAAUUCUCGAUGAAGAUGAAUUUGAUGACGUUGAUGGUGAUGGCAUGCCAGCAGCACCAACCCAUUCAAAAUCUUCACAAACUAUCGAAAACAGCAAACGCAAAUUACGCUUUAAGCCAAAAAUCACAAUCAACAAUUGCAAUGGCACCAUCAAUUUGAAAAACAUUUCAAAUCUAACAAUCAAUUGUGCUACCGAAGAUUCGUUUAAAGCAACCGAACCGACAAGUGCGACAAAUAAUAAAAAUGGCGACUUACCAAAGAGUACCACUGUCACAACCAACACAACAACUUCGACCAGCAGUGCUGGCAGCAAUCACAGCAGCAAUAGCAGUGCCAAUAGUGCUUCCAGCAGCAAUGCAAUUUCACCUCAACAAAAUGAUAAAAAACGUCAUAAUGUUGAUGUCGAAUUCAAUGAUGAUGAUCGAUCGGCUACUUGUGAAUUCUAUAAUCGUCUGUUGAAUGAAAUCAAAAAUAGUCUUAAACAGAAGUCUCCUAAAAUUAUAACCGAUAAUCAGCGUUAUGUUAGUGGAACGACGGACAAUGAUGAUGAGGAUGAACGUCAACCAGUGACUUCUACCACAACUGACGAUAGCAAUGGCAAUGAGACAUCAUCAAAGACGACAUCACAAUCGAUGCCAAUGGCACCAAAUAAAAAGUUGGUUUUGAGGAAUUUCGAAAAUUUGAAAAUUAUCCUGGAAGCCAACGAUAAUAGCGAUGCAAUGCGACCAGUUCAGAUUGAACAGUGGCUGGCUGAGAUUAUAUCGGAAACAGAAAUUGAACCAAUGCAAAAUACUGAUAUAUUGGAGCACAGUAAGAUUCAUGGUGAGACUUGUUGAAUAGUGGACUGUUGGAAACGACAGUUCUUGAGGUAGAUUUAAUUAUGAAAACUAUUUAAAUAGAGAAAGGCUCAAAUUGGAAAAAAAAAAUAGGAUUGAUUAAAGUAGAUGUGAUCUUUAUUUGUAGGUUUAUGAGGGAAAUUAUUUUUUUUUAUCUAGAUUAAAAAUAAUUAUUUGAUUUGUGCGAAAGGUAGGAAGAUACAAAUACAAAGAUCAAACUUAGGGUUUUAAUUUGAAAAAUAUUCAUUUUUACUUCUCCAAAUUUGUGUUUUCUUGCUCAUCCCAUACUUACCAUUUUUUAUCUUUUUUAAAACUCCCACUCCCAUUUUUUAUGGAUUGGGUAGUAUUUUAAAUGGAAAACUAUUUUAAUGGGUUUUAGAGGAAUUGCUUCAUUCCUUAGAGGAUUAUUUCACGUUUACAUUAGUCUCAAACUGCGAAAGUGAAUUUAGUCCCCAAAUUUGAUACAUUUUAUUUUUUUGUAAGUAUGUAAUUGUCUGGCUGGGACAUUUUCAACAAGAAUAAUUUUCAGUUUCUUUGGUGAACCUCUUCGCUUCGCAGUUUCUCAUGAUUUUCUUUUUUGGUGGUCACUCCCGUUUACUCAAUAGUUUAUCGUUCAUUGAAAUUUAUUUCUUCGCCUUCAAGUUGGACCCAUCCGAAAUAUUUUAUAAUAGAUGGAUUUGAUUUCAAAACCUCUGGCCUGACAUUCCAUUGCACUAACCAUUCACCAAGAGUAAAUACACGAACAAAUUUUUCGAAAUCGACUUCAAUAUUUUCAGUGAAUUCUCUUAUAUGUUAACUCCCCAAGCUUUUGUACAUAUCUAUCUUGUGCGGUUUUCAUUUGUGGCCAGAGAUUUUAUGAUAAAAGUAUUUCUUUUUUGCAAACUUUUAAAAAUACGUUCCGAACAUUUAAUUGAGUUUUUCUUAUAAAAAAAUAUACUUCCAGUAGGCUUCCAAAACAAUUGGCUAAGAAAAACAUUAGAAAAGCAGAAUGCGACAAAAAAUUAACUGAAAACAUGAAUCCAAAAACUAGUAUCAAAAGUA